UCUUCUUCUCUCUUAUCUUUUUUCGCACUCUCUCUCUCUCUCUCGUAUAUUCUCACAGUUUCUUCGCUGGUAAGAACGGAAGAACGAGUCACACCCACCGCCCUCGACCCGAAUCCGCCGCAGGACCCGACUCGCAGCCGUAUUAAUACUUUUCGCUCCCAUUUUUUUUUCCCGAUAUUACAAUAAACACCAAUCACCAUGGAAUCGCAAUCUGUAAGUCUUCAAAUCUCCCUCUCAUUUGUGCCAGCUCCGUACGGCACCGUUUUCUAGAAACCCUAAAUCUUAUCAGUUUCUUGAGCUUGGUCGUUUCCGAUUAAUCUCUAUUUUUCAAACGUUAAUGUUGGUUAAGGUAUUUGGCUUUUUUUUUUUUUUCCUUGACGGAUUCGAUAUUUGUAUUUUUUUUUUCCAAUGCUGUUAGGGUUCUUGAAGUUUCGACGAAUUUCUCUGCAUUCAUGUUCGAUUUCGACGGGACGUUAGGAAUUAGGGUUUUCAAUUGAGGCAUUGUUUUGAGGGGUGGAAUUUUUUAUUCCAAUUUGUAGGGGUUUUUUUUUUCGUUCGGUUUCAACACGGGGAAGAUAGGUGUGGGUUAGGAGGAUAAUGUGUAUACUGUGUGUGAUCCAGAAGUGGUCUCGCCGGGUUGCUACUAUGCUGCCUUGGUUAGUAAUUCCUCUUAUAGGAUUGUGGGCUCUGUCACAGCUUCUGCCACCUGCUUUUCGAUUUGAGAUAACCUCACCCAGGCUCGCUUGUGUUUUUGUGCUUUUGGUCACUCUUUUUUGGUAUGAAAUUUUAAUGCCUCAGCUGUCUGCUUGGCGUGUGCGUAGAAAUGCACGGUUGAGGGAGAGAAAAAGGUCUGAAGCAAUUGAAUUGCAGAAGCUUCGAAAGACUGCAACAAGAAGGUGCAGAAACUGCUUGACACCAUAUAGGGAUCAGAAUCCAGGUGGUGGUAGAUUUAUGUGUGCUUAUUGUGGCCAUAUUUCCAAGAGGCCAGUUUUAGACUUGCCUGUACCUCCUGGAUUGGGAAUGUCUAAUUCUGGGAUUAUUAAGGAUCUGGUUGGCAGGGGUGGGAAAAUAUUGAACGGGAAGGCCUGGUCUGACAAUGGAUGGAUGUGCAGUCAGGAUUGGUUAGAAAACGGCAAUUGGGCUGGUGGGUCUAUUGCCGGGAAAUCUAAUUAUUGGCGGAAGAAUGGGAGUGGAUAUUUUGGAGGCGAUGAGAAUUGUUUGGCUGAGAAAUCUUAUUCAGGUGUUGUGCUGUCUGCAUGUAAGCUGUUGACUUCUUUUUUCUUGAGCAUUAGGUGGAUUUGGAGAAAGGUUUUUAGAAUUAGUUCAUCAAAGGAGGACUCUUCUUCUGAUGCAGAUCAUAGGGGGAUUUUGACUAAAAGGGGUGAGAAUGGGGCAAAUUAUCAUGAGACUAAAGGAGAAAAAGCACGCAGAAAAGCUGAAGAGAAAAGACAGGCUAGGUUAGAGAAGGAGCUUUUGGAGGAGGAAGAAAGAAAGCAAAGGGAGGAGGUUGCAAGAUUGGUUGAGGAACGUAGGAGGCUGAGGGAUGAGAAAAUGGAGGCUGAAAAAGAUCGAACCAAAUCUUCACCAACCAUCCGGGAGAAGGAUAGUAAGAAGGAAGCAGAGAAGAGGCGGCAGGAAAGAAGGAAAGAAAAAGACAAGGGUUCAAGUAAGAGUAAUUCUGAUGCUGAAGAGAUGGAAAAGAAAGCUGAUAAGGAAAGCGAGCGGAAGCAGGACUAUGAGAAGAAGAGUGAAGCUGACCGUCGGGAACAUCAAAAGUCUGGGAACGACAAUGUGAAAGGCCAGAGCACUGAAUCAGGACAUGGUACAAAGCAUCUGUCUGCAAGCAAUUAUAACCGUGGAAAUGAUGGAACUAGGUAUCUGGAUCGAAUGAGGGGUACAUUUUUGUCUUCUUCUAGAGCUUUUACAGGAAGUGAUUUCCUUGGAAAGUCUGCUAAUACUCCUGCUAAUGUUACAAAAGAAAAUAAGUUUAACAGUUCUGUAGAUCAUGGCCAUGCUUCUGCCUGUAGGAGGGAUAUAUGUCCACCUGAGUGCCUAACUGGGAAAUCAUUUAUGAAUGGAGAUGAUAAGAAUGUAAACCGUCCUGUGCACUCAGAACUGCAAGCAAGGACGGCACCUAAAAAAUCAUGGCAACAAUUAUUUACACGCACAUCUUCUACUUCUUCAUCCUCAAAUACAAAUGUCAUUAGUAGGCCAAAUUCAAAGCCCCAAGCAGAAGUUCAAAGCCCACAGUUACAUGGGCAAUCAUCAUCACUGCAAGCAUUUGAUAAUCCAGUCAAUUUUGGGCUGCCAUCACCAUUUACUCUCUCUACACAUCUGAAUAUAUCCAGUAGCAGUAGUUUAGGCUUCUCACCUCCCAUUGAACCCAUUUUUCCGUGUGUUGUUGAAGGGCCCCAUGACUUAAUGCCCGAGGAACCUGAGCUUUUUGAAGAUCCAUGUUAUGUUCCUGAUCCAAUAUCAUUGCUUGGGCCUGUAUCAGAGUCACUUGAUAAUUUCCAGUUGGACCUGGGGACUGGUUUUGCAUCAGACAUGGGAUUGGAAAGGCCUCAUGCUUUGAAGAAUUUAUCUGCAUCUUCUGAAGCUAACAAGCCAUCUCCAAUUGAGUCUCCGUUGUCUCGACUCCGAGUUGCUGAUGAGAAGCAUAAUGGAUCUAAUUGGUUCCCUACUAGUCCUAAGGCUCAAGAUUUGCACACCCUGCCCGUGGAUGAUGUGCAUGUUAAUGAAAAGGGAACAUGGCAAAUGUGGAACAGUUCUCCUCUUGGUCAGGAUGGUUUAGGUUUGGUGGGUGGGCCGGGAAGCUGGCUUUUACCCCCAGAUCGGAGCAGAUCAACCAUGGAAGAUGUCUUGCAGUCUUCAGCUUCCUUUUUUUCAAAAGAUGACCAAGUCCUUUCUGGUACUCAUUCUCCACAGAAGGUUUUUCUUGGCAAUGGCCAGAAUAGUGGGGUGUUUAGUCCAGUUAGUGGUUCAAGUGAUAAUGAUCCGUGGUCACAGAAUGCCUUUUUCCCACCAUUGUCAGGGAGUGAUAGCCAUUUCUCUCUGAAAGCUCAGGAAGAGAAUAUUCAGAAUGAAAUAAUUUAUGGGAGUCCUACAGGCACUGUAACCAACCAUCCUUUUGAGCUGUCUCCAGCUAAUUGUUGGUCCAUGAAGGACUGGACUGUGCAAGGUUCAGGAGGUGGUGUUGGGAAAACAUCUGUCACUAGGCCCAAUAUUGGUGGUUUAUUCCCAAGCCCAGAUGUACAGUCGCUUUGGUCAUUUGAUUAGGGAAAAAAAAAGAAAAAAGAAAAAAAAAAAAAACAAAAAGAGUAACAGUAUGAGGGACUUGAUUACACUACCUGUUCAGAAGAGGCAAACUUCCUCUUUUGUAGGAGAGUUUAGAAUACUGGACGGGGAUUGUAUCUUCCUCCUCUUCUUUAUAAGGGAGAUUGAUUUUACUUGCGUUGUAGAAUGGAUAGGAAUACGCGUGGCAUGCAUUCACUUGUGCUGUUGUGCAUCAGGUAACAAGUAGUUGUCAACUUUUAACAACUUCUUUUUCGGCAUAGGGGAGGGGGUGUCCCCUUGUUGAGGAAAAUUUGUUCGUUUGAGAAUGGGGAGCUAUACCUCCUCUUAGUGGUAGCUUCUGAAUGGAUGUUUAAUGAAAUGAUACUAACAGAUGGUGGUGUUGCUGUUAUUAGAAA
Hevea brasiliensis (rubber tree) is the source of this 3692-nucleotide messenger RNA. RefSeq lists its product as uncharacterized. The coding region runs from base 598 to 3279 and encodes 893 amino acids. Lineage: Eukaryota; Viridiplantae; Streptophyta; Magnoliopsida; Malpighiales; Euphorbiaceae. The record is from RefSeq and is a predicted model, not a curated record. The transcript has 3 exons.